Messenger RNA from Siniperca chuatsi (mandarin fish), 6630 nucleotides. RefSeq names its product lysophosphatidic acid receptor 2-like. Bases 719 to 1810 code for a protein of 363 amino acids. The record is from RefSeq and is a predicted model, not a curated record. Gene Ontology annotation, biological process: G protein-coupled receptor signaling pathway. NCBI's taxonomy places the organism in Eukaryota, Metazoa, Chordata, Actinopteri, Centrarchiformes, Sinipercidae. Gene Ontology annotation, molecular function: lysophosphatidic acid receptor activity. Gene Ontology annotation, cellular component: membrane. The transcript has 4 exons.
CCUCUCGUCAGCCGACAGGGGGGCGGAUACCAAGCGCUCAGGUUGGCAGAAGCAGCAUACCAAAGAGCUCCAGCCGCUCCUUUGUGAAACGGAGCAGCAGCACAGCAGCAGCGGAGGGUCGUGCCGCACCCUUACUUGACUGCUCUUCCUGGGCCUCACAGCGCGGAUCACUGCGCACAGGUAACAACCGCUCAAACUACCGGAAGCAAGGGAAAAGUCCCAACACAGGUGACGGAGACUGGCUUCCAAGUUUGAGUUUGUGGGACGAAAAAGAAAAGGCUGGAAUGGAGCCUUGAUAGAAACAUAGACAAAAAAACCCCCCAACAAUUGCUUUUUUAUUGCAUUUAUUUUCACCUUGUGCUCAGAUGGUGUUGUACGUGCGCACGACGUGACCUCAGGUACGACAGCACAUUGUUUCUCAACUCGACGAGGACUCUGAUCUGGAUUUACUUGAUAAACGAGUUCAUAGACACAAGAAAAGAUUGAAGACCAGUGAAUCCAGAGUCCCAAACCUCCAUACAGUGAAGGCCUCCGACUUCAAACUGGAUCCCUCCAGUCCUCACCUGUCCAGCUGAUGGCAUGCCGAUCUCCAGCUCACCAGAGAGGGCGAGUCUGAAUGGCGCCCUAGACCUUCCCCUCUGCUUCCUGUCUGCAACGCCGCUCUCCUCCCCAUCCUCUUCAGCUCAUCUCUGAUCCCACAUCCACCGGAUAGCUCAACAUGGAUAUACAGACCGAUGACAAAGACGGAUGCUACUACAACCGUACUGUCAAAUUUUUCUAUGAGAUGAGUGGCAAGAACAUCAGCGACCACUGGCGCACACGUGACUAUGUGAUUGUCACUCUGGGCAUGGGGGUCUGCUUCAUUGUCAUCUUUUCCAACCUUUUGGUCAUAUGCGCCAUUUUAAAAAACCGACGCUUUCACUUUCCCAUCUACUACCUGUUGGGUAACUUGGCUCUGGCAGACCUCUUCUCAGGUGUCUCCUACCUCCACUUGAUGUUUCAUACUGGUCCCUGGACCAUUAAGCUGUCUAAGCACCAGUGGUUUGUGCGACAGGGACUGAUCGACACCAGCCUGACAGCUUCUGUCCUCAACCUCCUGGCUGUGGCCGUGGAGCGUCACCAAACCAUCUUCACAAUGCAGCUGCACAGUAAGAUGAGCAACCGACGUGUUUUCAUCAUCAUGCUGUUCAUCUGGCUGGUGGCCUUAGUCAUGGGCCUGGUUCCCACCAUGGGCUGGCACUGUCUGUGCGACCUGAGCAACUGCUCCACCAUGGCACCGAUGUACAGCCGCAGCUACUUGGUGUUCUGGGCCGUUCUCAAUCUGCUGACCUUCUCCAUCAUGUUGGCCGUCUACACCCGGAUCUUUGUCUACGUGAGGCACAAGAGCAAGCAAAUGUCUCAGCACACCAACCAGAUGAGACACAGAGAGACGGUGUUCAACCUGAUGAAGACCGUCUCCAUGAUUCUGGGCUGUUUUGUGAUCUGCUGGACGCCCGGCCUGGUGGUGCUGCUGCUCGACGGUCUGGGCUGUGAAAAGUGUAUGGUGCUGCGCUAUGAGAAGUACUGCCUGGUGCUGGCCGAGUGCAACUCCUUCGUCAAUCCCAUCAUCUACUCCUUCAGGGACAAAGACAUGAGGAGGACCUUCAAGGACAUAUUGUGCUGCCUGUGCCGGCGGGGCGGCAAAGACAAGAGCAUCUCUGGAGUUCAGUUUAACACCCUGGAGCACGAGGUACUGUCCGAGAGCAAUGGAGCCGACGACAACAAACAAAACAACCACUCGCGCAAAGGACUGUUAAAAAUAAACCACUGAGACCUAUCACACACAGUACGACCAUGACCACCACCACUAAAACAGUUUCACAGCUAUGCAAUGAGAAACUGACAGCUUGGCCGACUUGAUAACUUAAGGUUACAUUUAAAUGUGGCUCGUUAUAUUCAUGGUUGUAUGAUAAAAAAUUAAGCGUGAAAUCCAAAAAACUAAAGUAAAAACACCCGGGUUCCAAACAGAUAUUUUUUUUUUUUAAUUUAACAAAACCACUCUGUAUCUUUAACAGGUCUUUUUUCUUUUAAACUCAGUUACAGCGGCUAUAACUGAUAUUUAUACAACAACAACGUAUCAGAUGAAAGUGUAAAAAAAUAAUGUGACAUGUAAAAGGGGGUUGCGCAUGUUGAUGAACCUACAGAGAAUUAUCACCUGAAUCUGCAGCUCCCCUCAGCUUAACGGGGCUUCAUAGUGAGUUUCAGCUCAUUGUUUAGCUGUCCGGACUUUACUGUUUUGUUUCACUCUCACCGCUCUCAUAGAGUCGUUUUUGGCAGCAUCAGGCAGCUGUAUUUAGCGAAAAAACGCAAUGUACACUACCUGCUCAGCACCAAACAGCAGACAGACACAGUUAGCAACUAACUGGUGAACAUACUGGAGCAUUUAGCAGCUAAAGAGACCAAACAGGGCUAAAAGAGAGUGAAUACUGGACUUACAUUCAUCAGGUGGCCAGAAACACAACUCCAAAUGAAUGAUAAUGUUACCCCGUAACUGCUGAAUGUGUAAAUAAGCAACUGUGUGCUAUCAAGUUCGCCAUAAGGUGAUGAUAUGUCAAUGGUGGGUUCACAACUUGUUUCAGCUGAAAGUAGCCAAAAGAAUCUGUUAUUGCAGGUUUAAAGAUAGUACAUAAUCAGAAGCUCAUUUCCAUUUUCUCUCUGUAUUUCUUUAUUUAGAUAUUGAGCUGAAGUUUUCAUGCUCAGAGGAGUUCCUCAUUUAUUGUAAAUUGCAGUGGUCAGCGUCUUUUUUGCAGCAGGAAACGCAAAAAAUGUUGGAUGCAUGGGGACAUAAAAUCCAAUUAAAGGUCCAGUGUGUAACAUUUAGGAGGAGCUAUUGGCAGAAAUUGAAUAUAAUAUUUACAAGUAUGUUUUCAUUAGUGUAUAAUCACCUGAAAAUAAGAGUGGUUGUGUUUUCAUUACCUUUUUAAAAAAGCCCAGAACGGACAAACCAAACACUGGCCCUAGAUUGGUCCGUUUGCGUUUUUCGGGAGUUUCGCUGUCACCGUAGGUUCUGUUACACGCUUGGAACGGGAGGGUGAGUCGAGCGGUAUUCAAGUGGUACACACUGGACCUUUUUUAAAAAUAGGUUUAGAUUGCACGCUUUUUCCCCCCCUGAAAAUCGUUAAAAAACAAAAAUGAUGAGACUUUCAGAUCAAAACGGAUUGCACCUGAUAGUUAUUACUGUAAUCUAUUGCAUGGAGAGCCACUGAUGGCAGCCUUGACAAAACAGUAAAUGUGAUGAUUUAUUGUUUGAAAGUGACUGGUUUGUGUACUAUAGUCAUAUGUAGCAAAACUGUAAAGUCAUUACAGUUAAACCUUUUGUCUGUUCUACUUUAAUUUGCUGCUUUGACCAAAUAGAAACAGACGCGCUUCUGCUUUUAAGAUGCUCUGUGGGUGUAACACUUUGUUGAAUAUAAAACUUCCAACUAUUAACUCUAUUGUCCUGCAGUAUCACUGUGUUGAGUGGUGGAAGAGCAUAUGUAACUGUUAAUUAAUGUUGCAUGCUUUUUGACUUAUUUGGGCAGCACUGCGUAGUUUAUGAACACACAUUGUUGAGCUUUGUGCUGCCUAAGAAGUGCCAAAUAGAAUUUCUGCAAGCACUGUCCGUUGCAAAAAGCGACAUACUGUACGUGAAUUAGUGUACAGACAACAAACAAAAGCUGAGAACAUAGAGUUCUUACAGAGUGCACAGUGACAGCAGAUCUUGUUAUCGCUGCUCUGUUGCAUCACAUGCAUCACAUAUAUCAUCUGAUACAGUAUACUAGAAUUUCUUAUCUGUGUUUUCUUCUUUAAGUUCUUGUUUCACACUAAACCAAGCAAAAAUAUAUUUAAAUAAAUCUCGUGAGGACAGUGUCAUUUGAUCAAUAGGAACGACUGCUUAGUAUCACAGUUGCACAUGAACUUUUUCAUAUGAAAAGGCAUCAUUUGUAUGUACAUUCGUCCAGCAAGAAGAAAAGGUGUCUGCACAGGCAAAUGAACCAGAAUGCUCUUUCAGUUUCAAUGUUCAGUGAAGAGUCACCUACAUAGCUCCAGACCUGUCACCUUUUGGCAAAAUUUGCCGUUUUUAAAUGGAAAAAUAUGGCUCACUUGUGAUUGAAGUAUAUCCAGAGGGUUUUUUUUUUUUUUUAAUUUAGUUGCGGUUGGUGGAGUUUGGCUGCCAGCAGUUCUCAAGUGUGGAAGAGAAGAGGAGAGAAGUGGCCAAGGAAGACAAAGUGGCAAGAGUCUAAACCCCAAAGAUAUUUAAUUUACAAAAAUAUAAUAUAAAGAAAAGAAGCAAAUCCUCACUUGACAUUUUUACUGAAUAAAUAACUGUAAAGAUUAGCAGAUUAUCAAAAUUGUAAGCGAUUAAUUUUUUUGUCAUUAACUAUUGGAUUAAUUGGGGUGUGGAUUGGGGGAGGGGGCAGUUUCAGAACUAUCACCCUUUUUCCUCCAACUCGAGGCUUGAACUUUGCUCCAGGGUUUCAUCUUUUUAACCUGUCACUGACAACAUCAGUCAGUGUAUUAACAGCAGAUGUAUCAAGUGGCUACGUCUGGUAAAAUAGGUGUCCUUCCACACUGUAGAACGCACAGCCAAAACAUCUGUGCCUUUUACUCCCCUGAGCUGAACAUAGAAACUGAAGGAAUGGAAGUAAAAAUUAGUAUUCUGAUUAAUUUUGGUGUGAAAACUCUUUUUGUGUUUGCUGGACCUUGACUUUAGUUACAGGCACCCUGACAAACUCUGUUUUUGGACGACCGUCAUAUUUGUGUCUCGAUUCUGGGCACAGAAUGGGACAUUUUGAGAACAUUCGCACACACAAAAGUUAGAUUUUUGUAGUGAAAUUAUUAUAGCAAAAGAGUCAUUUAUUAUGAGCAAACUAAAAUCACUUUUAUGCUCAAUACAUUUUUUAUUGUGUGUUUGCUGUCAUCCACAUAGGUGCACAAUAAUAACCUCUCUCACACAGUUUUGCUUAUUUGCCUUCUCUCACUUCCUUGCUCACAGUGUCUCUCCUGCUCUUAGCAUCUCGAGUUUGGCUGCACGCUUGCUCAACCCGACGGCGGGUCAGCUCCGUUUCAGUGCGCCGGUGCAACACUUAACACAUAAUGCUGAGGGCUGGGAAAACUGUUGGUUGUAAAAUGGAGUGUAAUCUGUCAGCCAGCAGCAGCAAACAUGUAAUUGUCAGCUGACAAAACAAACAACAAUGUCGGCCUACAGGGUAAAGGCCAUGGUAGCUUUCCUAGUUGACAAAUAAUUGCCAAAAUGGGCAGUAAUGUUCACAAUAAGAUUUUAUGCAAGCCUGAAUAACAUUCAUCAGUUCUGUCUUAUCAAUCUCCCUUGACCUGUUUAUGUUUGUAUGGGCCAUGUGGUCUAGGUAGGCGUACACGCCGCUUGAAUUGAGCGGGGCAUCUGGCGUAUGCGCCGGCUGAGACGCCUUUUUAAAUGGUGCGUAGACUCCGCCUACUCGGCGAACCACAGGCGUACGCCGGCGUAGUAAUGGUGCAGACCCAGUGUUGCAGUGUGCCAAUGUCAGCCAAUCGGAGAAUUGGAGUAGGUCAUUUCUGUUUAGUCUCCAAGCCGAUCCCUAGUAUGAGUAUCAAUCACUAUUGGUCUUUGUUUGAUAAUAAUUUCUUUACAAAAUAUAAUUUGUGUGCGUGCAAAUAAUCUUGGUGCUCAAUAUGUGUCCCAUCAUGCACUGAGAAUUGAGACACACAUAAUUCUAUACAUAUGUACAUUCAUCCAGGCAAGAUGUCAAACUUUCCAUGAGGCAGACUUUAGCCUCAUACAUCAAGGAGGCACCUUUUUAUCAAACUCCUCAAAUCUCAUAAAACCAGGUCUUAAUGGUCACACUGCCUCGUACUAUAAAUAGGUUUCUUUUUUGGAAUUACCCAAAUCCCGGGAAUAACCCUGUCGCUUUAUGCAAUCGUUACUUACUAGUUUAUAGGGAGCACAGCAUUUCUAUGUUCUCUGUGCUGUUUGCUAAUGUGUGUGUGUUGGAUUGUGUGCACAUGUUGUACAGUCUUAAACCAGUCCAGAUGUGUGCUUGUGGUUGGAGUGGGUCAUGCUUCUUGCCACAUUUCCUCUGACUUGUUGCUCUGGCAUGUGUGUAUGUCAGAGGCAUGCACUCUCACACACACACAUGCAGCCUGUUUGCUGCUGGCAGGAAGUGCAGUUGUGUGUGUGUGUGUGUGUGUCACAGAAACAUUGUUUUACAUAUGUUUUACAUAUUUUUUGUGAGUGACAUUAAGAUUAGAAAGUUGGAGGAGGGGAGGCAGGAGCGAGCUGGUUAGAACAAAUUUGCCUUUGCCCUCUGUGUGUUGAUAGUAGACUCAUGCAAUUAAAAGGAAGUUGUACAUUUAUGGGUGAUAGUAAAUCAUUAACUAUAAGUAUUCUUAAAGGGAAUACCAUUACAAGAAGCUAUUAAAGGGAUUACAGUAUAUGCAAACUAUAUUCUUUGUCUUCAGAUUUCAGAUAAAUCAUCUUGUUGAUACUUUUUCAUAUUAUUACAGGCUAACUGUUGGUAUUGUUUUGACAGUUCAGAAACAUUUUCAUAUUAUUUAGGGUCUAUUUUUGUACAAACAUUGUCACACCUAAUAUGAAUAAAUGCGUAAAUCUGUCUA